CUUGUUGCGUCAAGCGACAAAAUAUAAUUUAAACCUAAAACUAAAAUUAAGAGAAAUGAAUUAUAAAAAAUUAUAAAUAUUGAAUUAAAUUAGUAUUGUAUACUUACCCUAAUAAUGUUAUAUAUACUUACCUUAAUCUAUUACUAUAAGUUAACAAAAUGAACUACUCACCUCUUUUUGUACAUACCUGUAUACUUCCAUUCCAACUGUUUUUUCCCGUUAGCUUUAAGAUUUAGGCUAAGUCAUUUAGUUGCUAAAAUAAAGAACUGAAUUGUUAUUUGACCGCAAUAGAGAACGCACGCGUUUCCCUUUUUAUCGCAAAUUUUUCGUAUUUUCCGCAAGUUUGAUUAACUGGUACAGGCAAUUGGUUAAGUUUUUGAGUGAAUAAUUUAAAAAAUAUAACAACACGCAUCCCGGCAGAAUUCUAAUUUCUCAAAAAGGCUUGAGAAUUUUCAUGGCGCCCGAGCAGGGACCAAUGCGUGUUUAAAAAAAAAAAUAAUAAAACAAAAAACAAAAGUUAACUUAAGAUUUACACUCAGUGAAAUAAUAAUAGUGCAAAAAUUCUUUUCGAAACCAAUUGCCAAUUGUACCCUUUUCGGUGUUCGGUUUUCGGAAUACGGUGUUCACGGUUGUGAAUGUGAAAAAACAACUAAUUCUAAAAACAAAAAAUAACACAAAAAAAAAAAAAAAAUAUUAUACAAAGGAUUAAAAAUCCAAAUAUACAACAUAUAUUGUACAUACAUAUAGUUGAAGUGCGUGCAGUGAAGACUUCCAAACACACAAAAAAUAUAUACCGACAUAUCGAUAUAUGUAUAAAGUGCGUGCGUGAAAGUAGAACCUAGAAAAAAGAAUAAAUAAAAAAGAAUAAAUACAUACAGAUAUACAUACAUACGUGAAGACCAGUGAAAACCUAUAAAAAAUUUUAUACAUACAGUGCAAGUGCAGUGCUAAAAUACUUACCCGCAUACUUACCUAAGCUUAAAAAAAAAAAAAUCGCCAAAGAAGAAAAGGGAAGUAUUGUGGAGUGUGUGCGUAUACGUGUACAUAGAAUUCACAAAAAAAAGAAAUAAAGUAAAAGGAGGUACUUGAUAAGUGCGAAAAGUGAUCUACUUGUGCGGUACAGUGGUGAGCACAAAUAAAGGCACAAACGUUUUUGGCCUAAAAAAUAAAAAAUAAAAAAAAAAAAAAAAUAAUAAUAAAUACAAAUUUUUGUUUUAAAUUUAUGCUACAGUUUCUAAAAAAAAAAAAAAAAACCCCGUUGCUUAAAGUGCCGCAAUAUUGAACAACCGGUAAAGCCUAAAAACCGGUAGAAACCAAAGUGCCGGUAAAAAAAAAGACAACCGUUUCCAUUGCUAUCCGUUAAAAUCAUCACAUCGCUGUUCCCAUCCCGUCGCUGUUGAUAUUCAGCCGCUGCUGUCGUCGCUCCGCUGCUGCCAUCACGUCGCUGCUGCUGUCGUCGCUCCGCUGCUGCCAUCACGUCGCUGCUUCUGUCGCCGCUCCGCUGCUGCCAUCACUGCCAGUAUUGGUACCAAUCCGCUGCUCCUCCAAUUUCGCUGCUCCUAUAAUUCCGCUGGUGCCAUCACUUCGUUGCUGCCGUCUAUCCGCUGCUGCUUAAGUCGUCGUGGGAAUGAGCUGCCGCUGUAUCCUGUGCCAGAGGGACGUAAGCGCCGGCAAACAGCCGACGCACCAGGUUCAUUGGUCGCCGAGGGAUGCCACAGAAAGUAUUCAGCGACAACGCAACCAACUUUGUCGGCGCCGACCGCAAGCUGCGCGAGCUGAAGGAGGCGUUCCUAGCGCAAGCGCCAGAACUAAUGGGGUUCGCAGCCGAAGAAGGAUUCAGCUUCGGCUUUAUACCACCCAGGGCGCCGCACUUCGGCGGAUUAUGGGAGGCGGCCGUGAAGUCCGCCAAGCAUCUGCUCGUCCGCGCACUCGGCAACGCUCUACUCACGACGGAGGAGCUAUCAACACUACUGGCCGAAGUGGAAGCCAUUUUGAACUCUCGUCCCCUAGCACCGUUGGGACAGGACCCCAACGACGGAGAAGCACUAACUCCAGCGCACCUUUUAAUCGGUUGCCCUCUGCGAGCGCUGCCACCAGCACAAGUGCCAACGGACCCAAUUCGUUGCUGCGAGAGAUGGCAACUUGUUUGCUGUCUCAAGCAACAGUUUUGGCGACAGUGGUCCAAAACCUACAUGACGGGCCUUCAGGAACGCAACAAAUGGCUGCACCCCAAACGCAACCUGCAGCCAGGCGAUCUCGUCCUCGUCCACGAGGACAACGUGCCGCCACAGCAGUGGGUACUCGGACGCGUCGUCGCCGCCGUCGAAGGGCAAGACGGCAAGGUGCGAGUCGCGGAAGUCGCAACCAAGACGGGCACGAUUAAGCGCCCCAUCCACAAACUGGCUGUCCUUCCACUGGAUAUUGAAGGAAUCUGAUCCUGUCAAGGUGGCCGGUGUUGCGUCAAGCGACAAAAUAUAAUUUAAACCUAAAACUAAAAUUAAGAGAAAUGAAUUAUAAAAAAUUAUAAAUAUUGAAUUAAAUUAGUAUUGUAUACUUACCCUAAUAAUGUUAUAUAUACUUACCUUAAUCUAUUACUAUAAGUUAACAAAAUGAACUACUCACCUCUUUUUGUACAUACCUGUAUACUUCCAUUCCAACUGUUUUUUCCCGUUAGCUUUAAGAUUUAGGCUAAGUCAUUUAGUUGCUAAAAUAAAGAACUGAAUUGUUAUUUGACCGCAAUAGAGAACGCACGCGUUUCCCUUUUUAUCGCAAAUUUUUCGUAUUUUCCGCAAGUUUGAUUAAC
Bactrocera dorsalis (oriental fruit fly) is the source of this 2803-nucleotide messenger RNA. RefSeq lists its product as uncharacterized. Gene Ontology annotation, molecular function: nucleic acid binding. Lineage: Eukaryota; Metazoa; Arthropoda; Insecta; Diptera; Tephritidae. The transcript has 2 exons. The record is from RefSeq and is a predicted model, not a curated record. Gene Ontology annotation, biological process: DNA integration. Bases 1710 to 2435 code for a protein of 241 amino acids.